GCAACUAGACGACUCCGCACUGGAACCACAAGAAAAUUUGAUGCACACAUCGCCCAUGAAGAAGCCAAAGUUAGACGCACCAUCAGCAGAAGAGGUUGCCGCCGCCACACGCAUCACGGACAUUGAAAAGCUGCGACGAUUAUUAGGUAUCGACGAUGGAAAAGUUGACUAAGGAAAAGUACGAAGAGCUGCGCCUCCUCUGUGACACGGUGGGUGCACAGCAGCUGGCGGACUGCCUGGUCGAUGUUCUAAUAAACAACGACGAUUACUUGCCACGGCGCGAUGAGGCGAUGUUGGUGGUGGCCGUUUACCUGUCGACGUGCACCAAUCAGCUGGAGAGGGCGUUAUUUCGCAAAUAUUUCCCUCGGCUGGUGCGUACCGACACGGAACUGUUCAUAUUCACGGGGCUCGUGAAUCAGGUGCAGGAUUUGCGAGGGCGCAAAACCCCAUUAAGUCGCACCAUCCGCAAGGCGGUCAUUGAGUGGUACACGGACAAGUCGGCGGCUGUGCUGCUGCAAAUGUGGUCAAAGGGCGAGCAAAUCUGUGCCUCGCACAAGAAUCUGCUGCAUAUCUGCCACUAUCGGGAUGUGGAACUGAUUCCCGAAAUUAAGGCCACCCUGGAGCUGUUUUGCACCCCCACCAGGCAGCUGGGAAACUGGCCGGAAUUCCUCAAUCCCCUUAUCGGAAGUAAGAAAAUAAUUGAGGGCAUUGUUAAGCUUCGUAAGGCCAUAAAUGCCCUGGAGGCACUGCCGAUACUGAAAGAGCUCUCAUUGACGUAUGAACAAGCGCCCGAGAAUUUUCGUGCCGAUCCCGUGCUCGCCGAAUACCUGAUCCCGACGAUCAGCUACGAGCAGCUGCUAAAGACAUCACCGCGAGUGUUACGCCUCUGCAAGCGCGGCCAACAUAGACCCGCUGCGCAUCCUGCUAUGAUCGCGGUCAAGCGGAAUAGGCCAAACUUUUUGUUUAAUGUCUAUGCGUCGUCAUUUGGACACAACAAGGCCUUGGGCAAGCGGCUGCACAUUACUCUAAGUCUAGAAAAAUUUUACCUAGGCAAGUACCUCAAUGACCGUUAUCGGUCUAUUAAUUAUCUGGACGCGCUUGUGGGUGUCGCUUUCGGAUAUUAUAAGACCGACUCUGAUGGUAGUAAAGUGAACUACUGGUCCGAUCGCACUGGCAAGCUCAAGACUCUGCCCUGGACUAAUGCGAUGACGGUGGUGGAGGCAACGGAAUGUUGCAAAACUCAAGGGGUACAGAAAACUAAACAGGUGCUAACCCAAAUAUUAAAUAAGGCCAUGGAGGAUACAAAAACGUAUGAUGUAUUCUUAAUUGUGGUACCGGCCGCCACACGAGGUAACCCCUUCAACAGCUCAAAUACCUUAUCCAACCUCCUGAAAUUGUAUCGCGAGGAGCGAAAGUGUAACGCCAAGUAA
This is a messenger RNA of Drosophila obscura, 1430 nucleotides long. RefSeq lists its product as uncharacterized. The transcript has 7 exons. Bases 156 to 1430 code for a protein of 424 amino acids. Gene Ontology annotation, cellular component: ribonucleoprotein complex. Gene Ontology annotation, molecular function: RNA binding. Lineage: Eukaryota; Metazoa; Arthropoda; Insecta; Diptera; Drosophilidae. The record is from RefSeq and is a predicted model, not a curated record.